This is a messenger RNA of Hibiscus syriacus, 1461 nucleotides long. RefSeq names its product mitogen-activated protein kinase homolog MMK2-like. The transcript is spliced from 6 exons. Lineage: Eukaryota; Viridiplantae; Streptophyta; Magnoliopsida; Malvales; Malvaceae. The record is from RefSeq and is a predicted model, not a curated record. Bases 246 to 1370 code for a protein of 374 amino acids. Gene Ontology annotation, molecular function: MAP kinase activity; ATP binding. Gene Ontology annotation, cellular component: nucleus; cytoplasm. Gene Ontology annotation, biological process: intracellular signal transduction; protein phosphorylation.
CCAGCUUUCCCAGUUCAAAAAAUGAAAAUUACUAGUAAACCCAAGAGAAGAUUUUAGAAAAGAACAAAGGAAGAAAAAAAAACACUUUACACCUACCAACACGCUCUCGCAAAAUUUAGACCCCAUUUGCUUACCCUAUUUAUCCCUCUCUCUGGAUUUUAGCUGUUAUCACUGCAAAAAGGUCUAUUCUUUGUUCUGGGUUUUCGAGUUUGAUCCGGGUUAUCCAAAAUUCGGAUCCAGAAAGCAUGUCAAUAGAGUCCAGCACUUGGUCAGGCAAUCACAGCAUCAAAGGGAUACCAACUCAUGGCGGACGCUACGUUCAGUACAACGUUUAUGGUAGCUUAUUCGAAGUUUCCAGAAAAUACGUCCCUCCAAUUCGCCCCGUCGGCCGUGGUGCUAAUGGUAUUGUCUGUGCUGCCGUGAACUCCGAGUCGCGGGAGGAGGUUGCUAUCAAGAAAAUUGGCAACGCUUUUGACAACAGGAUCGAUGCCAAGAGGACUCUGCGAGAGAUCAAGCUUCUUCGUCACAUGGAUCAUGAGAAUGUGAUUGCCAUCAAAGACAUCAUACGGCCUCCACUGAAGGAGAACUUUAAUGAUGUCUACAUUGUUUACGAACUCAUGGACACUGAUCUUCAUCAAAUCAUUCGAUCUAACCAAUCGUUGACAGAUGAUCAUUGUCGGUACUUCCUAUAUCAGGUUUUACGAGGGCUGAAAUAUGUACAUUCAGCAAAUGUUUUGCAUCGUGAUUUAAAGCCCGGUAAUUUGCUUCUGAAUGCGAAUUGUGACCUUAAAAUUGGAGAUUUCGGGCUUGCGAGGACGACAUCCGAAACUGAUUUUAUGACAGAAUAUGUAGUUACUCGCUGGUACCGGGCACCAGAAUUGCUUCUCAAUUGUUCUGAAUACACUGCUGCAAUCGAUAUUUGGUCGGUGGGUUGCAUACUCGGUGAAAUCAUGACUAGACAACCCCUCUUCCCUGGCAAAGACUACGUGCAUCAGCUGAGGCUCAUCACAGAGCUUAUAGGUUCACCUGAUGAUUCAAGUCUUGGGUUCCUUCGAAGUGACAAUGCCAGAAGAUACGUUCGACAGCUUCCACAACAUCCAAAGCAAAAUUUCGCUGCUAGAUUUCCUAACAUGUCACCUGGUGCUGUUGAUUUGCUUGGGAAGAUGCUCAUCUUCGAUCCCCAUAGGCGCAUUAUAGUCGAUGAGGCUCUAUGCCACCCUUACUUGGCACCUUUUCACGACAUCAACGUGGAGCCUGUUUGCCCAAGGCCAUUCAGUUUUGAUUUCGAGCAACCAUCUGUUACAGAAGAAAACAUUAAGGAGCUCAUCUAUAGAGAAUCUGUAAAGUUCAAUCCAGACCCAAUUCAUUGAGAUUUAUGUGUUUGUAUGUGCCUCUGUUAAGUGAACCUAGCGACUCGUUUGCUGAAAUAUAAGUUGUAGGACUCGUCAGUCCCUUCUGAGA